Molecule: messenger RNA, 4214 nt
Organism: Oryzias melastigma (Indian medaka)
Lineage: Eukaryota; Metazoa; Chordata; Actinopteri; Beloniformes; Adrianichthyidae
Gene: sin3aa
Product: SIN3 transcription regulator family member Aa
Exons: 21
Coding region: 277-4101 (1274 amino acids)
Biological process (GO): negative regulation of transcription by RNA polymerase II
Cellular component (GO): chromatin
Molecular function (GO): transcription corepressor activity
Source: RefSeq, a predicted model, not a curated record
UCUUCACUCUCAACUCCGCCCAUCUCUACAGCGAACCGAACGGAGAUUGUUUUCCUGUCUUGGAAGGAGAUUUUCUGUUUGUAGCCGCUGCUUCUUUUGUUUAUUUUAAAUCACUCGCCUAUCACAAAUAGCUCGUGACGUCCACACCUCGUUCGCGUAUUUUCAAGUCAGAAGUGCGGCGAGUAAUCCACGUCAAACGGAUUAAGAAUUCAUCUGGUAACUUCUGCUCGCUGUUGGGGAGAGGGGUGUCCCAGCUCUCGGGAGUAUGAGUUCACAAUGAAGCGGCGUCUGGAGGAUCAGGAAACGGUUUUUGCGUCCCAGCAGCGGCGCCUGGCUGGCAGCGCGGAGGCUUUCCAGCAUCGAGUCCUGGCCCCCGCUCCAGCUCCGGCUGUGUAUGAAGCCGUGUCUGAGAACAUGCAGCCUUCAGCUGGAGUCCAGUACUCAGUCCCACAGGGGUACCAGGUACCCAGUGUGGCCCCGGGUGGUAGCGGGCAUGGACACACCCCCAGCCCAGCUGUACACGCAGCACCUCACCAUCACGGUCCAGCGGUUCAGCCCCACGGGCCCUCAGUGAUGCCAGGCCAUGGCCAUACAGCAGCUCCACAAGGCUCUGCACAGGGACACCAGCAGUUCCAGAGACUCAAGGUGGAAGAUGCUCUGUCCUACUUGGAUCAGGUGAAGCUUCAGUUUGGGAACCAACCUCAGGUCUACAACGACUUCCUGGAUAUAAUGAAAGAGUUUAAGUCCCAAAGCAUCGACACUCCCGGGGUCAUCAGCAGAGUGUCGCAGCUCUUUAAAGGCCAUCCGGACCUCAUUAUGGGCUUCAACACUUUUCUUCCUCCGGGCUACAAGAUCGAGGUCCAGACCAACGACCUGGUCAACGUGACCACGCCGGGUCAGAUCCACCACAUCACCCCGCACGGCAUUUCAGUCCAGAACAUCCCCAUAACCGGAGCCGCUACGCAGCACCAGCCCCCGCAGCCCUCCGCCCCCACCACCACGGCUCCUCCCCUUCUGACGCAGCCCACGCCUGCCAAGCUGAGCAAGCCUCUUCAGUCGCAGGUGUUGACGCCCAGCAGUCAGAGCAGUCCGUCCAUCCCUGCAUACACCUCCCCGCGCUCGCCGCCGGCGCAGCUCCAUCCACCGCUCGCCGGGACGCCCACCGGCCCGCCCCUCCAGAACAACCAGCCCGUGGAGUUCAACCACGCCAUCAACUACGUCAACAAGAUCAAGAACCGCUUCCAGGGCCAGCCGGACAUCUACAAGGCUUUCCUGGAGAUCCUCCACACGUACCAGAAGGAGCAGCGCAACGCCAAAGAGGCGGGGGGGAACUACACGCCGGCGCUGACGGAGCAGGAGGUGUACGCUCAGGUGGCUCGGCUCUUCAAGAACCAGGAGGAUCUGCUGUCAGAGUUCGGCCAGUUUCUCCCCGACGCCAACAGCUCCGUGCUGCUGAACAAAACCACCGCAGAGAAGGCGGAGUCCGUACGAAACGAUCACGGUUUCACCACCAAGAAGCUACAGCUCAACAACAAGCAGCGGCCCAGUCAGAACGGCUGCCAGAUCCGCCGCCAUCCCGCUCCUGGGAGCACGCCCCCCGUCAAGAAGAAGCCAAAGUUGCUGAAUCUGAAGGAUCCCUCCAUGAUUGAUCCCAGCAAGCACGGAGGCGGCACAGAAUCUCUGUUCUUUGAGAAGGUGCGAAAAGCCUUGCGAAGCGCCGAGGCUUACGACAACUUCCUGCGCUGUCUGGUCAUCUUCAACCAGGAGGUGAUCUCCCGGGCGGAGCUGGUGCAGCUGGUGUUGCCCUUCUUAGGAAAAUUCCCAGAGCUGUUCAACUGGUUCAAAAACUUCCUGGGGUACCGGGAAAUGUCCCACAUCGAAACCUACCCCAAGGAGCGGGCGACGGAGGGCAUCGCCAUGGAGAUCGACUAUGCUUCCUGUAAGAGGCUGGGGUCCAGCUACAGAGCCCUGCCCAAAAGCUACCAGCAGCCCAAAUGCACGGGCAGGACGCCGCUCUGCAAAGAGGUCCUGAACGACACCUGGGUCUCCUUCCCCUCCUGGUCUGAGGACUCCACAUUCGUGAGCUCCAAGAAAACCCAGUAUGAAGAGCACAUCUACAGGUGUGAAGACGAGCGAUUCGAGUUGGACGUCGUGCUGGAGACCAACCUGGCCACCAUCCGAGUCUUGGAGACGGUGCAGCGGAAAUUAUCCCGCAUGUCUGCGGAGGAGCAGGCAAAGUUUCGCCUGGACAACACAUUGGGGGGGUCCUCAGAGGUCAUCCACCGGAAGGCCAUCCAGAGGAUAUACGGAGACAAGGCGGCCGACAUCCUCGACGGUCUGAAGAAGAACCCGGCGGUUUCUGUGCCCAUCGUGUUGAAACGGUUGAAAACAAAAGAGGAGGAGUGGCGGGAAGCCCAGCGAGGUUUCAACAAGAUCUGGAGGGAGCAGAACGAGAAGUACUACCUCAAAUCUCUGGACCAUCAAGGCAUCAACUUCAAGCAAAACGACACCAAAGUGCUUCGAUCCAAGUCGCUGCUGAACGAGAUUGAAAGCAUCUACGACGAGCGCCAGGAGCAGGCGACCGAGGAGAACGCCACCGCCCCCGCCGGCCCACAUCUAACCCUGGCCUACGAGGACAGCCAGAUCCUGGAGGACGCGGCGGCGCUCAUCAUCCACCACGUGAAGCGGCAGACCAGCAUCCAGAAGGAGGACAAGUACAAGAUCAAGCAGAUCAUCUACCACUUCCUCCCCGACAUGCUGUUCUCGCAGCGCGGCGAGCUCUCGGACGUGGAGGAGGAGGAGGAGGAGGAAGAGGAGAUGGAUCUGGAGGAGGGCGCCGGCAAGAAGCACAAUGGCGUCGCAGCCAGCGGCAGCCCCUCUAAGUCCAAGCUGCUGUUCAGCAACACGGCGGCGCAGAAGCUGCGCGGCUGCGACGACGCCUACAACCUGUUCUUCGUCAACAACAACUGGUACAUCUUCAUGCGGCUGCACCAGACGCUGUGCUCGCGGCUGCUGCGGCUGUACGGGCAGGCGGAGCGCCAGAUUGAGGAGGAGGUGCGGGAGCGGGACUGGGAGAGGGAGGUGCUGGGACUGAAGAAGGAGAAGAACGACAACCCCGCCAUCCAGCUGCGACUGAAGGAGCCCAUGGACAUUGAAGUGGAAGAUUACUACUCGGCGUUCUUGGAGAUGGUGAAGAACCUUCUGGAUGGAAACAUGGAGGCUUCUCAGUAUGAGGACUCACUGAGGGAGAUGUUCACCAUCCACGCCUACAUCGCCUUCACCAUGGACAAGCUCGUCCAGAGCAUCGUCCGGCAGCUCCAGCACAUAGUCAGUGACGAGAUCUGCGUCCAGGUGACGGACCUCUACCUGGCAGAGAGCGCCAACGGCGCUGCAGGGGGCGCCCUGUCCACACUGUCUGCCAGGAGCGCGGCAGAGGGCGUCUACCAGAGGAAAGCCGAGCAGCUCAUGGCUGAUGAAAACUGCUUUAAGGUGAUGUUUUCUAAAACCAGAGGGCAGGUGCAGCUCACUGUGGAGCUGCUGGACACGGAGGAGGAGAACUCAGACGAGCCCAUGGAGGUUGAGCGCUGGUCUGAUUACGUCGGCCGCUACUUAAACCCCGACUCCACCACUCCGGAGCUAAGGGAACAUCUCGCUCAGAAACCUGUUUUUCUUCCCAGGAACCUGCGGCGAAUCAGGAAGUACCAAAAAGGCAGAGAGCAGCUGGAUAAGGAAGCCUGUGAGGGAGGCAAGAAAUCUCUAGAGAAGGAGAAGAUGGAGUGCAUGUUUAAGCUCAACUCCUACAAGAUGGUGUACGUCUUCAAGUCCGAGGACUACAUGUAUCGACGCACGGCACUAAUGCGCGCUCACCAGUCGCACGAGAAGGUGAGCACUCGGCUGCACAAACGUUUCCACGCGUGGGUGGAGGCGUGGGUCAAAGAGCACGUCACGCGGGACAUGAACGCUGACACCAACAAGUGGCUGAUGGGCGAGGGCCGCGACGGCUUCCUGCCCUGCACCACCAGCCGCAACCCGGAGGUCCUCCACUUCAUGAACAUCAACAAGUACCGCGUCAAAUACGGCUCGCCGCCCAAGGCUCCAUAAGUGGAGCACGGACUUCAGGAGUCGAUCUGAGGGCUUAUUAAAGUGUUUUUAAGGCCAAUAUGGGAGCACAACCAAGCGAGCUGCCGUGUGAAGUUGCAGCCAGGGCGGCAGGA